Molecule: messenger RNA, 1829 nt
Organism: Dermochelys coriacea (leatherback sea turtle)
Lineage: Eukaryota; Metazoa; Chordata; Testudines; Dermochelyidae
Product: regulator of G-protein signaling 19-like
Exons: 4
Coding region: 605-1225 (206 amino acids)
Source: RefSeq, a predicted model, not a curated record
AAGGCAGCGCCCCCUGCAGGAAGGCGAAGGCACGGCAGCGUCCCCCUAGCGCGCCUGCUGCCGAGAGACUACAGCGCCCCCCCCCCGAAGGUGUGGGACUUAGGGUGCAAGCGUCCCCUCUGCUCCCCCAACCCCGGGGGAAUCUACACAGCAGAGCCAGCGGCAUUCUGCGCCCGUCCCCGGGCUACGGAAGGACCCUUUGAGAGGGGUGUGGAGGGAGGGGGCUGGUUGGAGAGUCGCUGCAGAAUGGGAUCCACAAAUCUGAAUAGGGUCACCUGUGCCCUGGGGUGGGGUGCAGCCCAGAGGGGACUAAUGCGUGAGUGUGUUCUGCCGUGUAGAGGAUGCUCUGGGGGCAGUGAUGGCUCCCUCCCUUCCGAAUGGCCCGGGGUGGUCCCCUAGUCUCUGCUUUCUUUGCACUUCUUGUUCUAAACCCUUGGUCUCAGUCACCAUCCUAGAUUGUCAUUCUGGAUCCUUCUUCCGGGCUCGUUAGCCUUCUGCGCUAUUGCUCUUCGUCAGGGCCGCGGUGUGCAUCCGGUAGGAGAACGUGGGAGAGCUGUGAGUGGGCGAUCCUCCUGGCCUUGCUUUCUCCCCCACUCUCCAGGGAAUGGAGUCCAGCCCAUCGGAAAAAGGCAGGCGGCUCUCCAAGACCUGGCACCCGCAAUGCUGCUGCUGUGGCCCCAAACUAUGCUGGUGCUGCUGCAGCGGCUGCUUAAGGAGUCAGACGGUGAGAAGGAGACGAAGACACAGGUUUGGGCACAAGACAUCCAGUGUCUCCCAGCUGGAGAUCCCCCCGCCCCUCGAGGAAAGGCUCACGCUGGAAGAAGCAUCCUCCUGGAAGCACUCGUUUGAUUGCGUGCUGGCGAGCCCCGCUGGCCAAAGCAUCUUCAUGGAGUUCCUGCAGACAGAGCACAGCGACGAGAACAUGGCCUUCUGGCUGGCCUACGAGGAGCUCAAGAGGGAACAGAGCCAGGAGCAGGUCUGCGAGAAAGCCAAGAUGAUCUACCUGGAUUACAUCACUAUCCUGUCCCCAAAGGAGGUAGGUCAGCAUCGAUGCGAGCGCGAGUCAGUCAACAGGUCCCUGGCGAGGCCCAGCGCGCACAUGUGCAAUGAGGUGCAGGCAAAAGUCUACGCUCUCGUGCACCGAGGCUCCUACCCCCGGUUCCUGAGCUCACCACUGUACAAGUCGCUGGAGCAGAGACUGGCUGCGCCGACUUGUGACACCUAGCCAAGCCCCGGGCACGCACACGCGUUUCAGGAUACUGCCAGCUCCUUCAGCUUCCUACCAGCUCGUCAAGACACUGGGGGAAGACGGGACAACCCUAGAGACGGAGCCUCAGCUCUCCCUCUCUCCCCGUGGGUGAAGCCACUGGUGUUUUGGUAGCAACGCUGAUCCAGAACUUACUCUAGUCUGUCUGAACCAAAUAAGAUGUAACUCAUGCUGGGCUUUGGGAGGAUUUCACUAGGGCCUGUAGAGAUGGGACGAGCCUGGGGUCCUAGAAUUCAGAGCCUUUCAGAGCAUUGCUUGUCCUAGAAUUUGGAUGGUAUCUGCGCUGGUGUGGUUCUAGAGCAUGGACGGUAUGUGUGGCCUGGACCAUGGUUCUAGAAUGUGGAUGGUCACAAGCUGGAGUGGGAUCUAGAGUGUGGCUUGUGUGUGAUCUAGGGCUUCUACUACAUGACUUGUACAUGAGUCUGGGUUUGUGGAACAUAGGUUAUAUCUGAUCUGUGAUAGGGUCUAAAAUGUGGGGGCAUUUAGGAUCUUGAAUCUUCUAGAACUUGAAGCGCCGUGUUUUUGUUUUAGGGGCAAGAAAAAAUUCCCCACCAACAUUUAA